Molecule: messenger RNA, 294 nt
Organism: Boeremia exigua
Lineage: Eukaryota; Fungi; Ascomycota; Dothideomycetes; Pleosporales; Didymellaceae
Exons: 3
Coding region: 1-294 (97 amino acids)
Source: RefSeq, a predicted model, not a curated record
AUGCCCCCUUCCACGUCCCCAGCCCCCGCCUCGCCCACCUCCCCUCAACCCGACACCACGGUCCUCAAACCCACCAACUCCGGCGUCAAGAAGCCCGCUUCCAAGAAGAAAGCCAAGAACGACGGCGGCCGGCACACGCAAAAGGCGAAGCUGGCGCUGCGCAAGAUGCACGUGUUCUUCAAGGCUCACCGCGAUGACGACGAGUGUAAGGGGUUGUCGUACGUCGAGCAGCAGAAGGUGCUGGGUAAGCUUUGGAAGGUUUCGCCUGAGAAUCCGAAGAAUGGCGGGCUCUGA